Molecule: messenger RNA, 1734 nt
Organism: Hibiscus syriacus
Lineage: Eukaryota; Viridiplantae; Streptophyta; Magnoliopsida; Malvales; Malvaceae
Product: cysteine-rich receptor-like protein kinase 42
Exons: 4
Coding region: 250-1734 (494 amino acids)
Biological process (GO): protein phosphorylation
Molecular function (GO): protein kinase activity; ATP binding
Source: RefSeq, a predicted model, not a curated record
CUGCUUAAAAGAGAGGAAAGAAGCCAACGAAAAUUCAUUUGAUUGGUGCGGAAUUUUCUUCUAUGAUCUUCCUUUCCAUGGAAAUAUAUAGAAGCUUUUCAGAGCACUAAUCUCAGCCGAAAAUGGUGAAAUUUAGCCUCCGAGGUUGAAACUAGACAGCUUCAAACACCACCAUCUUCCUUGUUCUUCGUCUCUUCCAGUUCAAAACCCAGAAAAAAAAUUAAAAAGAAGGAAAGUUGAAGGCUAAACAUGAAAUCUAUGGGGUUUUCAGCCUUGAAACAAUCAUACUGGAGAUGGGUUUUCAUGAUCAUCUUUUCUUUUCUAGUUCCCACUUCUUUCUCUGAUCCAAGAAUCACGAACGUCGGGCUUUUCUGCGGCGAUUCCCAGCCGCCACACGGGACGAACUACGUUCCGAAUUUCACUGAAUUGAUGAAACAGUUGUCGAACCAGAUGAACGACAAUCACUUUGCUUCCUAUCAUCUCAACUCCACGCCUCCGAUGUAUGGAUUGGCUCAGUGCCACGAAGAUUUGGACCAUACCGAUUGCCUCCUUUGUCAUGCCGAGGCCAGGACUCGAAUCCCGCGUUGCCUCCCUCGCUCGGCUCGAAUCUUCCUUGACGGCUGCUUCUUGCGUUACGAAUAUAAUCAAGACUUCUUUCACGAAUCUGUUUCGCCAACUUUCGACACCGCCAAUUGCAGCUCCAAUAAUAACGCAACAACGCUUGAUCGUGAUCGGAACAGCAGGAUGAUUUCGUUCGGUAGAAACGUCGAUCACGCGGUCGGGAACGUAACGAGUAUCGCUUUGAGAAGAAAUGGAUUCGGGGUGGUGGGGAUGGACGGAGUGUACGCAUUGGCGCAGUGUUGGGACAGCCUUACGCCGGCGGAGUGUCAGCAGUGCCUGCAGAAUGCGUCGGAGACGGUGAGAAGAUGCGUUCCCAACGACGAAGGCAGAGCUUUGAAUGCGGGGUGUUAUUUGAGGUACUCCACAACUAGGUUCUAUACUGAAGGAGCAGAUUCUGAGGGUCAUCAUGGCUAUUCGAUCGGAGUCAUUAUCGCAAUCGUCUUGGCAUCGUCUGCGUUCGUAACACUUUCAGUUUCAGCAGCUUAUGUUAUUUAUGCAAGAUUAUCAAAGAGGAAAAGAGAGCUAAAGAGUCUCGGCUGGAUUUCGAAACGGUUCGACCGAUUGGGUUUGAUGUUCAAGUACGAAACUCUAGAGAAAGCAACGGAUUACUUCAGUCCUUCAAGGAAAUUAGGCCAAGGAGGAGCUGGUUCAGUGUUCAUGGGGAUUUUCCCCGAUGGAAGAACUGUAGCUGUAAAGAGAUUGAUAUAUAAUACAAGACAAUGGGUUGAUGACUUCUUUAAUGAAGUAAAUUUGAUCAGCAUAAUUCAACACAAGAAUCUGGUGAAGCUUCUUGGUGCUAGCAUUGAGGGCCCUGAAAGUCUCCUGGUGUAUGAAUACGUGCCCAACAAGAGCCUUGAUCAGUUCCUUUUCGAUGAGGAGAAGUCGAAACUUCUAAACUGGAAGCAAAGGUUCAAUAUCAUCGUCGGAAUAGCCGAGGGCCUUGCUCAUCUUCACGGAGGAGGCUCUCACGUAAGAAUAAUCCACAGGGACAUUAAGAGCAGCAAUGUUCUUUUAGACGAGAAUCUCAACCCGAAGAUCGCCGAUUUCGGACUCGUUCGAUGUUUGGGUACCGAAAGGAGUCAUCUUAGCACUGGGAUUGCCGGAACACUGUAA